UUCGCAUUUAUACGUUCAUAUGACUGAUGUAAAUAUCAACAAAUAUGUACCGAUAAAACAAAUUAAAUCCACCUUUUAUAAUAUAUAGAGAUAUUGGAUAAAAGUCGAUUUUUAAUCAUUUUCUCAAAAAGUCAGUUAUGGGCAAUUUUGGUGCGCAUAUAGAUGAAGGAAUCACUUUCUUUUUGUUAGCACUUUGGUGGAUGUAUAACAUUUAUAAAAAUUACAUCCAGUCUGUAGAGGAGAAACGGCCGUACAGGUCCUAUUGUUCAUAUUACGUCAUGCUUAAAGGAAGGCGUCUUCCAGCAGAAACUAUAAUGAAAAUUAUCUUUCCAAUUGGAGGACUACUUACUGAAGUACUUAGCACCGACAGUUUUCUGGAAAAAAAUGGCAACUUCCGGAACAUUGGUAAAUUCCACCACAUCAGUAUCUUUGCUCUUUUUAUAUUGCACGGUGUGUCAGAUUUUCUGGAAACCCACAGAUUUUCAGCUAUAAAAGGAAUGAAGUACUUCACAUUUUCAGUUGCUUUCAUAUGGUAUGGAGUGGCAUUUUACUUCCAUUGUAUGCCUGACUUGGGAAAACCAGCUCUAGAGAACACCAUGCACAGAUUACUGGUACCAUUUCUGAUAAUAACUGGCAUGGCAGUUAUGUUUGAAUUUGGAUUCAGGAACAGUAUAAUACCACAGAUAGUGCGGUGCUAUCUUGUUUUAUGUGCAGGAGAAUGGAUUAUUCUUACAUCCUUUGUCUUGUUUCUUCCAACACCUUUCCCGGGCCGUCGAAGAAAUCCAGCAUGGGACCAGGAUGAAAUAUCUAAUGUGCGUUUCAUGGAAGCUGCAGUUGGAUUUAUGCUUGUUGCCAAUAUAGCGUUCAUGAUUAUUUCAUACACCUUGAUGGCGCUGUACAUGAAAUAUGCGAGAGUUUGUUUCAAGAACAGAGAAACGUUAAAAUACAGAUAUACACCACUGGAAAACUUAGAGAAGGGAGAAUUUUGAAUUAUAUUCAGUGAAAGGAUGUUACGAAUAGCACAGUCGGUCUUUUAUAUUCAAUGGUAGUAGAAACAUGUAGAUUUUUUCUAACGCUGUACAUGUAAUGCUCCUUCUAACAGCUAUGCAGACUUUCGAUCCAGGAACGCAUUUGCGGCUAUAAUUUCAAGACAUUUUUAAAUGUAUCAUCGUGUACACAAAUUGAAUGUUGUAAACCCUAAUUAUCGCAUAUUUAUUUAUCCAUACUUUUUGUCAAAGUAAUGAAUCUUUUUAUCUCAGCAACAUACCUGCAUGAGUGCGUCAGAUAAUUUCCCACUCAGAUUAUU
Molecule: messenger RNA, 1306 nt
Organism: Mercenaria mercenaria
Lineage: Eukaryota; Metazoa; Mollusca; Bivalvia; Venerida; Veneridae
Product: transmembrane protein 45A-like
Exons: 7
Coding region: 138-989 (283 amino acids)
Source: RefSeq, a predicted model, not a curated record